AGAACUCUGUACAGAGGACACGGAGUGUACUAGCAGAGUUGGCAAAGGUUUCAUUCCAGUCUGCUUUUGGGAACUGUCAGGCAAUUGUGGGGCUGGCUUUCAGGAGGAGUAAGGGCUGAUUCACUCCUCCUAUUCUCUCUCUCUCUCCCUCCCCUCCUUUUUUCUUUCUUUCCCUCUUGAUGAUCCCUCCCUUUCUCACUGGUGCAAAGGAUUUUUUUUCCAGAAAGCACAGUGUCUCUGAGGAAGGGGGAGAGAAAGAGAGAGAAGGAGACUGGCUGCCUCCAGGAUUAUUUUCGAGCCAAGAUGGAAAUGUAGUCCAUGGUAUUUUCAGCUCAGCUUUUCAAAUGAAAUUAGAAUUACUUCUUUAAAAAGGGAUUGUGUGUCUUCAGCCUCCUGGAAUCACACAGGAAAUUCAGAGACGGUCUUUGGACUUAGAUGGUGCUGCACAUUUUUUGGAUUUUGGAUUUUUUCUUUUUUAACUAAUAACUCCCAUCUCCACCCCCAUCCCACAUCUUUUCCUUGGCUAGAGGGCUUGCUUUAAUUGUGAGAUUUACUCUGGAGAAAACAGUUUAGUGAGGAGGAGCUGAACUCUGUCUUCUCCACGGGAAGUGGCAGAUGGAGAUGUGUUGUGAGUCCUAGCUUUUAACUGGGAAUUUUUGAAUCACUUUUUUGUUGCAUUGCUGGACAAAACGAGAUUUUUCUCUGUUGUGGAAGUUAAUCUCUGGAACAGAAGACAGUUUCAAUGGUGAGCCAGGGUCGAAUACGGAUGGAACGAGGUUAUAUUUUUGGAUUCUGUUGCCUGGUUCUGUUGGAUCCAGGACAGGUUUGGACUGGAGCCCCCAAGACCCAGAGACCUGGGUUGGAAAUGCAGAUGAAUGGCAAUACCAGCUCAGUUCCUACCUCGGAGGAUGCUGCUAUGAAUCCCACUGAGGCCAUUCCUGGGGGCGAUCACUGCCGUGGUUACUAUGAUGUUAUGGGUCAGUGGGAUCCUCCAUUUAAUUGCAAUUCAGGGAUCUACAAGUUCUGCUGUGGGACCUGUGGGUACCGUUUCUGCUGCCAGUUCACAACUGGGCGACUGGACCAAAGUGGCUGUUCCAAUUAUGGCACACCACAAUGGAUCAGCAUAGACCAGCCACCACAUCGAGUGGAUGAGACGCCUGAGAAUCCUACCAGGGACAAGACCAACAUGAUUGUAUACAUUAUAUGUGGUGUGGUGGCCAUCAUGGUACUGGUGGGCAUCUUCACCAGGUUGGGGCUGGAGAAGUCACAGAGCCCUCAAGCAGAGAUGACCAUAUCCAGAACACUCACCGAUCUGCUGAAGCAGCCAAGUCAUGGUGCAUCUGAUCUCUUGCCUGAUGGCCACAUUGGCAGUGUGCAGGUCCAGAUUGGUGAUGGGCUUUCUCGGGGAUCUCCCAGGAAUAGCAAAGACAAGAAUCAUCUGAACAAUGCUGUGGUUAAUCCUGCCACUGCCCCACAGAUUGGACUGCCACAUCCACACAACAACUGGUUGCAAAUGGCCAGCACCAUGCCGCACAAGGCACCUGACUAUGCCAAAUACGCAACUCUCAAGGCUGUAGAAAGUGCUCCUGAAGAAUUCUACAAGCACUUCCCCAUGGUGGACAUGUCACCAUCAGGCACUCUGUCCUUCCCUCCAUUGACACUACGACAGAAAGACAUCCCGCCUCUCCAAGACGGCUGUGCGAUGAUUGGCUUGGCAACACCAGGGCACAAGGCCAAAGUGAUGAAAACCAAUGCCCACACUCUCGCAGGCAGCCCAGCCUUCACAAAUGGCUGGGAGCACAGCCAUCCUGACCAUCGGCGACAGGCCUACACCACCAAGCGUCAGUUCAGCGUUGAGAAGCUGCCCGAGGUAUUCGGCCAGACACCUACUCACUACGGCCAGCAACAACGAUCCUUUCCCACCAACAGCAAGACUGAGGUCACUGUCUAGCUGCUUUUUGUUCUUGUAUUUGCCCCAUUACUUUGAAAUAUUCUAGCAGCCUGGGAGGUGGGGACGUUCUUGUCAAGCUAGAAGACCUGUUGUUGACAUAUCAGAGUCAUUUCCCGCUGGCACCACUAGGUUUUAUGAGGGAGCAAGGGAAAGCCCAAAGGAAGAAGAGCGGCCAGCAGUGCUACUGAGCCAUCCGUGGCUCCUGCCAGAACUUUUCCAUUUGGUGCGGCCCCCUGUUUUCUGUGUUCUGACAGAACUUGGUCAGCAUGCAUGGUGAAACCAGCAUGCAUGUUGCUCUGUGAUUUGAUGCACGACCGUUUCUUGUUCACCUCUUCAUUACAUCCCAUAUGCACACCAAAAUGGUCAGUGUCAACCAGAAACCUAAGGGACCCCCAGUGUUGCAAUAAAAGGGGAAAUAAAUAUGCUUCUGCCCUGCCAGGAACGAAGACUAGCAGAGUUGAGACACAGGACAGGACAAACUCUUGCAAUAAUUAACCAACCACUACAUUGUGUUUGCACAUUUGCCCAGUAUUACAUUCCUUCUUUACUGUGCUUAAGUACAUGCAAAAAAAAGGCAACGGGAGAGGGGAAUAACCUGACACUCAGAGUAGAACCACAGUGUACAACAGAGAGCUGUCAAGGGCUGGAAGAAAACUUUAACACAGUUUCCUUCAUUCUUUGCUUGAUUCUUGUCCUUCUCUUGCAGACUUUCUGGUUUAAGGCCCAUUUGUUAUUGUCUCUUCUUGCAUAUAAAUCUUCUGUGCCGCUGGCAUGUUUGUCUUCCACUGGUCACUGAGCAUUGAGAAAAUGUUUGAGCAUUGUUCCAUAGGGAUACUUCCUCCAAGUGUGAGAAGGCUUGGCAUGAAGACACUGGAGCCAAAGGCCUGGCAUGAAGACACUGGAGCACUGCC
This is a messenger RNA of Heteronotia binoei (common prickly gecko), 2862 nucleotides long. RefSeq names its product shisa family member 8 (gene SHISA8). The transcript is spliced from 4 exons. The record is from RefSeq and is a predicted model, not a curated record. Gene Ontology annotation, cellular component: AMPA glutamate receptor complex; postsynaptic density; dendritic spine membrane. Gene Ontology annotation, biological process: regulation of AMPA receptor activity; regulation of short-term neuronal synaptic plasticity. NCBI's taxonomy places the organism in Eukaryota, Metazoa, Chordata, Lepidosauria, Squamata, Gekkonidae. The coding region runs from base 743 to 1951 and encodes 402 amino acids.